This is a messenger RNA of Coniophora puteana RWD-64-598 SS2, 989 nucleotides long. RefSeq lists its product as uncharacterized. NCBI's taxonomy places the organism in Eukaryota, Fungi, Basidiomycota, Agaricomycetes, Boletales, Coniophoraceae. The record is from RefSeq and is a predicted model, not a curated record. Bases 106 to 945 code for a protein of 279 amino acids. The transcript has 2 exons. Gene Ontology annotation, molecular function: catalytic activity.
GUAUUUUAGGUGCUUGGCGGGCCGAGAAGACCGCGAAGAUCUGGAUGAUUACAUAGGGCGAGUUGACGAGUCGGACUGACGCAUCCUCCUUCAGCAAUUGUAGGCAUGGCGGAAACGUCGCGACAAGCAGCACUCAGGCGGUUAAGGGAGCACAUCAACAACGGGGAGGCGAUCGUUGGAGGAGGUGCUGGAGUUGGAUUGAGCGCAAAGACACAAGAGGCCGGUGGGGUGGACUUGAUCAUCUUGUAUAACUCUGGACGCUAUCGGAUGGCUGGGAGGGGUUCUCUUGCAGGGCUAAUGCCGUACGGCGAUGCGAACGCCAUCAUGCUCGACAUGGCACGGGAGACAUUGACGGUGGUGAAGCACACGCCGGUGCUGGCAGGUGUGUGUGGGACAGACCCGUUCCGCGACAUGCGCCGGCUGUUGCAGGAGGUCAAAGAUACCGGGUUCACGGGUGUGCAGAACUUCCCGACCGUCGGACUGAUCGACGGCGUGUUCCGACAAAAUCUGGAGGAGACGGGCAUGGACUACGGCAAGGAGGUGGAGAUGAUCCGCAUCGCGCACGAGCUGGACCUGUUGACGACGCCAUACGUGUUCAAUCCGGACGAGGCGACGCGGAUGGCGAAGGCAGGCGCGGACGUGGUAGUCGCGCACAUGGGGCUGACGACAAGUGGGACGAUCGGUGCGCAGACGGCACUCACGCUGGAUGACUGCGUGAAGCGGGUACAGGACAUUCGGGAUGCGGCGUUCGAGGUGAACAAUGAGAUCAUCGUGCUAUGCCACGGAGGGCCCAUCGCGACGCCCAAGGAUGCGCAGUACGUGAUUGAGCGGGUCAAGGGCAUCCACGGAUUCUUUGGGGCCAGCUCGUUGGAGAGGCUGCCCGUCGAGGUGGCAAUGAAGGAAACAACACGAGAGUUCAAGGCCAUUCGUCUGGCGUCUGCCUAGUAUUAUGAUGUUAUGUUACCUCCAAGUCAGUUUAUGCAAUCGAG